CCUGUCAAUAAAGCUUGAACAGGCGCCGGGCCGGGGACGCGCGGGCGGGCGGGAUUUUUUUCUUCCUCAUUUUUUUUUUCUUUUUGGUGGGGUUUGGUUUUGUUUUGUUUCUCUUUGAACAAACUUUAUUGUUCCCGCGGCGCCGCGCGCGCGGGGAUGCGUUGAGGCCGCUCCACCGUCGGCCACGCUCCGUCCGGCCCGGCCUCGGCAUGUCGGGCAGCCGCCCGCCGCCGCACCCCGCCGCGCCGCCCGCCGCUACCCCGGCCGCCUCCUCUUCCUCCUCCUCCUCCUCCUCUUCGGCGGCCAUGGCGCCGGGUUCGUCCUCCUCGGGGAGCGCGUCGGCGCGGCCUGUCCUGGUGGCGGCCGCCGUGUCGGGCUCGGGCGCGGGGCUGGCCCGGCUGGCGGUGGCGGCGCGGCCCGGCGGCGGCUCCGCGGCGGGAGGCGGGGGCAGCGGUGCGGGAGGCGGCGGGAGCAGGAAGAGGCCGCUGCUCACGCCGCUCUGCAACGGACUCAUCAACUCCUACGAGGACAAGAGCAACGACUUUGUCUGCCCUAUCUGUUUUGAUAUGAUUGAAGAAGCCUACAUGACAAAAUGUGGACACAGCUUCUGCUAUAAAUGUAUUCACCAGAGCUUGGAGGACAAUAACAGGUGUCCCAAAUGCAACUAUGUUGUGGACAACAUAGACCAUCUGUAUCCCAACUUCUUAGUCAAUGAACUUAUUCUUAAACAGAAGCAAAGAUCUGAGGAGAAGAGACUCAAACUGGACCAUUCAGUGAGUAGCACCAAUGGCCAUAGGUGGCAGAUAAUUCAAGAUUUGUUGGGAACUGAUCAAGACAAUCUUGACUUGGCCAAUGUCAACCUGAUGUUGGAGCUGCUGGUGCAAAAGAAGAAGCAGCUGGAAGCAGAGUCCCAUGCUGCCCAAUUGCAAAUACUUAUGGAAUUUCUCAAAGUGGCCAGAAGAAACAAACGAGAGCAAUUGGAGCAAAUCCAGAAGGAGCUAAGUGUUCUGGAAGAAGAUAUUAAGCGAGUAGAGGAAAUGAGUGGCUUGUACUCCCCAGUCAGUGAGGACAGUACAGUGCCGCAGUUUGAGGCUCCCUCACCUUCACACAGUAGUAUUAUUGACUCCACGGAGUACAGCCAACCUCCAGGCUUCAGUGGCAGUUCUCAGACCAAAAAGCAGCCAUGGUAUAACAGCACGCUAGCCUCACGACGUAAGCGGCUCACAGCUCAUUUUGAGGACCUAGAACAGUGCUAUUUUUCCACCAGGAUGACACGUGUCUCAGAUGACAGCAGAACCACAAGCCAGCUGGAUGAGUUUCAGGAGUGUCUAUCCAAGUUCACGCGCUACAAUUCUGUGCGACCCCUGGCAACAUUGUCUUACGCUAGUGACCUCUACAAUGGCUCCAGCAUAGUAUCCAGUAUUGAGUUCGACCGAGACUGUGACUACUUUGCCAUCGCUGGGGUGACAAAGAAGAUUAAAGUCUAUGAGUAUGGUACAGUCAUUCAGGACGCAGUGGAUAUUCACUACCCUGAGAAUGAAAUGACCUGUAAUUCCAAAAUCAGCUGUAUCAGCUGGAGUAGUUAUCACAAGAAUCUGCUAGCCAGCAGCGACUAUGAAGGCACUGUCAUCCUUUGGGAUGGAUUCACAGGACAAAGAUCCAAGGUCUACCAGGAGCAUGAGAAAAGGUGCUGGAGUGUUGACUUUAACUUGAUGGACCCAAAGCUAUUGGCUUCAGGCUCUGAUGAUGCCAAAGUGAAGCUGUGGUCUACCAACUUGGACAACUCGGUAGCAAGCAUCGAGGCCAAGGCUAAUGUGUGUUGUGUCAAAUUCAGCCCCUCUUCUAGGUAUCACCUAGCUUUUGGCUGUGCAGAUCACUGUGUUCACUACUAUGACCUUCGUAACACUAAGCAGCCAAUCAUGGUGUUCAAAGGGCACCGCAAGGCAGUCUCCUACGCAAAGUUUGUGAGUGGCGAAGAAAUCGUCUCUGCGUCAACAGACAGUCAGCUGAAGCUAUGGAAUGUAGGGAAGCCUCACUGCCUGCGUUCCUUCAAGGGUCACAUCAAUGAGAAGAAUUUUGUGGGGCUUGCGUCCAAUGGAGACUACAUUGCCUGUGGAAGUGAAAAUAAUUCACUUUACCUAUACUAUAAGGGCCUCUCAAAGACACUGCUGACGUUCAAGUUUGAUACAGUCAAAAGUGUCCUGGACAAGGACCGGAAAGAAGAUGACACAAAUGAGUUUGUGAGUGCUGUAUGCUGGAGAGCACUACCAGAUGGGGAGUCCAACGUGCUGAUUGCUGCUAACAGUCAGGGUACAAUUAAGGUACUGGAGCUGGUAUGAAGGGUUUUUCUCAAGGCAUGAGGUACUUGGUCCUGCUGUAUGCUACAGUAUUCGUCUGGGAUCCUCAGUGGGGCAAGAAACCAAAACCACCUUGAUGUUCCUCCCCAAAACCAUCAUGUUUGGGUUUUUUUUUCCAUUUAUGGACUUUCUAGGACAUUUUUGAGACACUUGGAAACACCAGUGAACUGUCUGCCAUCAACAUUAACUCCACAGACUUUGCUGCUGCUGAUGGUGGUAUGGUUGUCUAAUUUUUAUGACAGGAAAACAAAUUCUUUUAAAUAAAAACAAAAAGGAAUAAUAAAAUUUAUUGAGCCACAAGCUAAAGCUUGGAAGAUUCUCUCUUGUUACAUACGGGAACGGAUUUACUUGGGAAGGGAGCUUACAGGACCCCACAGGGCUGUCCUCAGUUGCACAACGCCAGUUACUUACAUAUGGACUGUUCUUCAUCUCCGUUGGAAAAAGAAAAUAUCUAAGCCUUACCUGGACAUGCAAGUGAUUCACUUUGAGAUCCUAUAAUGAUAGGGUUUGGGUGUUCCUUUGAGUUGUUAACUUUUUAGAUGCAUUAAAUGUUGGGAAAUGUCACGGAGGUUGACACCUCUGGAGACUGAAGACCUCUGGUCAUCAAGAAGAGGAGGGCAGCUUCCCCUUUCUCCUCUCCUCAUGCUACUGCCUCAACUGAUGGGGCAACUCCAAAGAAGAGGGUGAAGUUGUCCUCCCAUCAGUGUGAGCCUGGGCCCCUCUGCUGCCUGCCACCAGUAACAUGCUGAGAUGAGGUGACCUACCUGAGACCUGGACUGACCUCACCAAGAUGUCAUGGGAUAACGAUCUCCCUCCCACAGACCUGGCUGUUUGACUAUCUCAGCUAGAGGAGGAAGCUUCUAGAUCCCAUUACUGAAGCCCUUCACCACGUAAUUGCCCAUGUGGUCUGGUUGUGUUGGCCUCCCUGUGCACACCAUACAAGCCAAGCAUUUGGAAUGUUGUAACAAGAGGGGUUGGAUUUGGUUUGUAAUGUGUUUCAGAGCCAUGAUAUAAGUAGCCUUAUUUUUAAUGGUCAUGCAUACACUUACUUGUACAUACGGAGGGGGAAUAAACCAU
Messenger RNA from Colius striatus (speckled mousebird), 3434 nucleotides. It is a transcript of the gene COP1, whose product is annotated as COP1 E3 ubiquitin ligase. Gene Ontology annotation, biological process: proteasome-mediated ubiquitin-dependent protein catabolic process. The record is from RefSeq and is a predicted model, not a curated record. NCBI's taxonomy places the organism in Eukaryota, Metazoa, Chordata, Aves, Coliiformes, Coliidae. Bases 210 to 2339 code for a protein of 709 amino acids. The transcript is spliced from 20 exons. Gene Ontology annotation, molecular function: protein binding; ubiquitin protein ligase activity.